Saccostrea echinata is the source of this 2296-nucleotide messenger RNA. RefSeq lists its product as uncharacterized. The transcript is spliced from 3 exons. Bases 310 to 2259 code for a protein of 649 amino acids. NCBI's taxonomy places the organism in Eukaryota, Metazoa, Mollusca, Bivalvia, Ostreida, Ostreidae. The record is from RefSeq and is a predicted model, not a curated record.
UCUAUUGAUUGCCGGGGCACAGAUCGAGAGGACUGGAUAUUUUGAAAUAUGUUCUGACUGACACGCUGGAAAGAAGUCGUCCAUGAAUGGAAUUAAGUCGUGAAACGACAGGAGACGAAGUUCGUUAGUAGGUUCUCCACGUGGAAUCAAUCCUCAUCCCUUUCGAAACAGGGGACACCGUUUGAGGACGUCAAUAAUCAAUACCGCUCUGUUGCUCGUAUACAAAGGCAAAUUGUUCCACGGAAGUGAUCAGAAAGUCACUAUCAUGAUUACAACUCUAAGUUAACAGAAUAAUGAGAAUUAGUUUAAAUGCUUAUAGGCGGAUCUCAGACUACUAAUCAUAUCGGGAUGCUAAACCGGCGGCGUAGUAGAAGAUAUCUCCGUAACUUCAUAUUUUUUGUUGUUGCGGUAGCGGCCACUGUCUAUUUCAACAUUCAAUUCAACUGGCCGGUGUUUCACGUGUUCAGAAAUAAAAACAUACUCGCUCCUUGUAUUUUGCCAAAGUAUGACAUCUAUGAUCCCCAGUUAGACCGAUUUUUCUGGAGCCAAGUUCCACUUAAGUGCGAAACAUGGGAGAAUCUGGUGUUCAUUGAUUCUGAUGGUAUUCUGCACGUCAACGAAACCGCCAUAUCAAGAAGUGGACACGGUCACGUGACCUGCAAGUAUGGAAAAAUACAACUCCACGGAGAUUACAAAGUCAGCAUUGGAAAUUUAGUCGAAUUUAAACAGCCCGAGUAUAUUGAUACGGAUUUCAUCAACGUACAGUGUUUUAAUGAUGAUGAUAAACAAAUUUACGACAACCUGCACAUGCAUGUUGAUAUUAAAAGCAUAAAGAAACAGAGACAAAUUGGAACAGAAAGUAAGGAUCAAUUAAGUGUUUAUUUGUUCGGAAUUGACUCCAUGUCGAGACUCAUCACCGAAAGAAAAAUGCCAAAAACUAUGAAAUAUUUACGAGAAGAACUUGAUGCAUAUGUUUUCAAAGGAUACACUAAAGUGGCAGAUAACUCUUAUCCUAAUCUACUUCCGGUUUUUACGGGUUUGAAAGCAUAUACAAAAGAAGUGCCCCCUGGAAUAGAAAAUAUUCCAUUUAUAUGGAAGAACUUUACUCGAAAAGGUUAUAUAGAUCUCAAGUCAGAGGACCAUCCAGGGCUUGCCUGUUUUCAGGGAUUUAAUGACCCUCCAGUCACACACUAUCUGCGGCCAUUUUUUAUGGCCAUGGAGAAAAUUGUCAGUCCUCGCAGUGCCCUGAACAAUGCCUAUAUGUUUGUUCAACACAGAAACUUUUUGCAAAAUAGUGCCUCUCCGAUGUGUUUUGGGAACCAGCUAAAACAUAAAUACGUUAUGGAUUACACUCGGCGUUUUGUUGAAACAUACGGAUCUCAUUUAAAAUUUGCAUGGUCGUGGAUUAACGAAAUUACGCAUGACUUUAUAAAUAUUGUUGAACUGGCGGAUGAGGAUGUUCUUGGGUAUUUUAAAUGGUUAAAGGAAAGCAAAAGAUUAGAAAAUGCUGUACUGAUUUUUUUCGGUGAUCACGGCCCAAGGUACAGCGAGAUGCAGAACACUGCUGUUGGAAGGAUAUCAAACCUUCUUCCACUGUUUACAAUGGUGCUUCCUGAUCAUAUAAAAUCCCGGUUUCCUCAUAUACACAGAAAUGCUAAGACAAAUAUCAAUAGAUUAUCAACACACUAUGACUUUUUUGAAACACUUAAAGAUAUUUUGAAUUCAGAUUUUGCUGAAAAACCACCAAUAGACGACACUGCCAUUCCGAGAGGAAUCAGUUUGUUUCGAGAAAUUCCGACGAGUAGGAGCUGUAAAAGCGCAGACAUUUCAGAACAUUAUUGUCCUUGUUACUCAUCUAAGGAAAUAUCUCCACAAGACGAAAGAGUGCAGACUGUUGCAAACUUCGUUGUUGAUAAAAUCAACACAAUCCUACAAGAGAUUCCAGGCAGAUGUGCUAAAUUGUCCCUUGACUCAAUUGAAAAAGCCUCUUUAGUAUAUGCUGAUAUGGAAAGGGACUCAGGAGCCGAAAGCUAUUUUUCAUUUAGGAGUUAUUUAUGGUCAAUCAAGGAAAAAACUCGUAUUCUUGUAACUCUGAAAACUAAGCCUGGUGGGGCACAAUUUGAAACGACUGUUGAAUAUCGUGGUAAAAGAAAUAUAAAACUUUUAGGUGAUAUAAACAGAACUAAUAAAUAUGGCGACCAAGCCAAAUGUAUCAAAUUUGAAGAGAAAUUUUACAGAUUGUACUGUUUGUGCUUGUGAUUUUGAAUCAACCGAUGUAUUAAAUCAAAACAAGUUG